Molecule: messenger RNA, 3992 nt
Organism: Porites evermanni
Lineage: Eukaryota; Metazoa; Cnidaria; Anthozoa; Scleractinia; Poritidae
Source: the annotation of a GenBank genome assembly
GGCGGACGGAUCUGGCCUGCUGGCUGACGCAGUACAGCGCAGAUGAGUUGAAGCUGCAGCCUUUGAUUGCGGUGAUAUGGGUUUACAAACAGUCCGUCCGUAUCUCAGUCGUUUUGCCUUAGGGUUUGCUUUAGGACUUCCAGUAGCUGUGACAUUUGUAGAGAACGUUGGGAGUUUAAAGGGAGUUCAUGGUAUCUCAAUGCAAGUAAGUGGGUAUAUAUAUCAAGCUUAAUUAAGCUUUUUUGAUUUAGCUUAGGGGCUGACCAUUUGACUUUUUUAUGGGUGAUUUGGUUUGGGUAAGAAUUUCAUUUUUCCCAAACCCCUGGUGAUAUAAUUUUUUUUCUAGACAUACAACGGUGUAAGAAUUUUUUUCCAGCAUACGACAUGAAAGAUAUUUUUUUCGCUAGAUAUUUCCGUGCAAGAAUCUUUUCCCUCGAAAACAUGCAGAAUUUUUUUUCUCAAAUCACCCAUACCCACCCCCCCGCUCCCUUCAAAAGUCAAAUGAUUGUCCCAUUAGCCCCAAACUUACAUUCUUUUAUUUUUCGAUCAACGAUAGCUAAAGAUUUGGCGAGAGUCAAGCGUCACAAAUCGUUCAGUCUGUUUUAGCCUGAAAUCACAGGCAGACCACCCUCUGUUAGUGGGGCCACUGUUGACUGAAAUCUGAGCAUCAAUCUUUUGAUAUUUAUAGAAGAAAAACAGAUGAACAAGAGGGUGGUUAUAAUUUGCUCCAAAGUGCAGAUUUUAAUUCAAAUGUUUCAAUAAAAGCUUGAAGAAAAUGUGCCGUGUGUCAUAAAGAAGGAGACUAUUAAAGGCAUGCAGCAAUCAGCUGCUGGCACAUGACUUGGUCCACUCUAAGCUUGAACUGACACCAAACUGUUAAAUUUCUUACUUCGAAAAUGUUGGCUUCUGAUCCACUAGACAUGUCUCCAUGCCCCAAGUGAGAGCUCAAUCUCUCCAAAAUUUCUCAACAAAAGCAAUCUUGAAGUUGCAAGACCAGCUUUCUCAACAUGAUCAGUGCAAAAUUCUCAACCAAAGGCAUUUGAGGUGUGCACGUCAAUCCAAAUCCACCCGUCUGCAGGGCAGGGUUGGGUUUUGAACCGACAACAGUCGUAAUACACUGAUUGUUGGAUUUGGCAGCUUGGUCACCUGGAAGACCUAUGUUUCUCCAGACAGUGUAUAGUUUCAUGGACAUCUCUCAUCAGAGGGAUAACACCUGCCACAUAACAUGGCAAUGUAACCAUAAAAGUUAAUUUUCUCUUACUUUUAUCUACAGCCAACACUAAAUCCAAAACCUCACUUUAAAGGUGAUGUAGUGCUUGUGAACAGCUGGGCUGUGAGAUAACACCUGCCACAUAACAUGGCAAUGUAACCAUAAAAGUUAAUUUUCUCUUACUUUUAUCUACAGCCAACACUAAAUCCAAAACCUCACUUUAAAGGUGAUGUAGUGCUUGUGAACAGCUGGGCUGUGAGGCGAUUUGAAGGAAUCGGCAGAGGAGAUAUUGUAACCCUCAUGUGAGUGAAUUCUGAGUUCUGUCAGAGUUUGCUUGAUCUUUGCCUACCUUUUGGAGGUUUCUAACUUUUUGAAGAAGCUGUGAGAGCUACUGAGGUACAUUAAGGUGUCACUUUGAGACAAUAAGGCAUUUCCCCAUUCCUCCAUUUGCAGUGUUUUGUUUGAGCUUAGCAAAUCAGGGCCUAACUUCCAAAAGCCUUGACCUUGUUAAAUUACAGAACUUGUGUGCCUUUUCACUCCUAAGAGCACACAAUAAUUAGUCAAAAUUGACAAAAAUUUACAUUUGUGGUAAUAUACGUACAAUUUGAGUUUCAUAGUAUUCCCAAGAACUACCAGUAAUAAAACAGUGGUAAUACUGGUGAAAGGGUUCUUAUGUAUACAUGUAUGAUAACAGAAAAAUGUGAUACAUACUGUUCUGGUCACUUUGAUAAACAAAAGGUUGAAAAUCAUACAUUCAUCUGCAGGUGUAUGAAAAAAAAUGGUGAUUUACAUAGAGGACCUUUCAGCUGCUAUUUUUUUAUUAGUACUGGAUAAUGUGAGAUACAGGUGUACAGGUUAAAGACUGUAAGACACUAACAUUGUUGAGCAGGGUUGUCACUAAGAUUUCAAGUUGCCUGGGUAAAUACAAAAAGUGGGCAUGAAAUCAAACAGCUACAAGUAUCUUUUGAUUCUAUUUUUCUUAAAUUUUCCUUUGAAAGUAGUUGCAGGCCACAUUCAUUGUAGCUGGGGAAAAUCCCUGGCCGCCGCCCCUUAAUGACAACCCAGGUUGAGUGUUGAAUACCAUUUCACAAAAAAACUAUCUCCUUUUUGACUCUUUUAAAAGUGAUCCUUCAGACCCGGAUGCUGUUCUUAUAAAGAGAGUCAUAGGUGUGGAAGGGGAUCAUGUAAAGUAAGUAAAUCAAACAAUCCAGUAGCCUUUAACCUCUUCAAUGUAUUAUUAAACAGUGGAGGCAUAAAGCCUUCUAAUCUACCAAAGAAAUAUGCCUAUGCCUAUAGGUUGAAAUAGUCUAUUGCUACAAAACCAGCUUAGGGCGUAUCGUGGGAUCCACUGUAAUUGGCUAAGUUGCAAUGGUCUCCCUGCAUAAUAAUUUUAUGUCUAUAAGCAUUUUUUUUUCUAGUUAGGCAAAGCUAGAAAAACAAAUGAAUUUUUUAAAAAUAAAUAAUACAUAAAUAAAUAUCUUGUCUUUAGAAGGCUAUGCCAAUCUGGCACUAGAAUAAAACAAAGAGACGACCCAAGUUGUGUCUUGGAGCAGCAGCAAACUUUCAGUAACAGCAUACAAAAACACUCUUUCUUAUCAUCAAACCACAUUCAUUCACUUGCAGUCUGCAACUCACGGUGUCUACUUUGACUCUCAUCUAAGUAGACAAAGUCAGUCUCCUGCAGUAUAUAAGGUGUCGAGUCGAGUCACCUUCUUUAAAGUUAAGAGUCUUAAGUUAUAUCCCUGUCUUAUGCUACCGUCUUCUCUUUUUCUAAGGAGGGAGUGUGGAAUGGUCAGUGUUUCCUACUCACAAUGAGAAGGUCCACAAGUACAAUUCUUGCCCUGACCACUAGCUCAAUUUGUUUCUCAGAUAGUCCCAAAGUUCACCUGGGAAAGUUAAAUUCCUAUAUCACACUAUAUGGACUAACAAAUGCUCGGUAGCCAGCUUGUUUUUCCAAGCCAGUCCAGGCUUUUUUUGUUAUCAUGUUGCAUGAAUAUUUGACUUUGAUUAAAGGUUAUGUUGAUUAUCUGUUUGUGAUUAUUUAAUUAAAAGUGUCAUUGAAGUGGCUGUAAACUAGAAUCUGUAGAAUAAAACACCUAAUUAAGUAUUGCUUUUACAAAGCUCUAGAUUAAAAAAAAAGUUACAGUUAACUUAUUUAAUUGUUUGCUUACUUUUUUCACAUUUUACAGAACUAUAAGCUACAAGAAGAAGAUUGUACAUAUUCCAGCAGGUCAUUGCUGGGUUGAAGGAGAUAAUCAUUCACACAGUCAUGACAGCAACUCCUUUGGCCCGGUGAGUUGUUGUAUAAACUGAAUGUCAAAUGGCAGUGGUCCACUUAGUGUGAAAGUAAGCUCUCUAGUUUAAAUGGUUUACAUGUUCUUGAAAAGUUGGAGUUGUGUCCUUGAAUUCUACAGUUUUCUGGGAAGUUGAUAUGAAUUUUUCUAUCCUAUAAAUUUGUCUAUUUAUUUUACAUGUAUUCCAUUUCAUUCUAUUUUUGUAGGUGUCGCUGGGUCUUAUUCAGGGGAAAGCUACUCACAUUGUAUGGCCACCAGGGAGGUGGCAAAAACUAGAAACAUUUUCACCAGAGGGACGGCUAGACUCUGAUAAAAUAUCUACCCAGUAUGAAUCAAGGAAUGCAAAGGAUCUUCCCAAUAAUGUGGAUACAACAGUGAAAAGAGAUGGAAUAACAUGCAGUGGUUCUACAGCUGGCUCUAGUCGAACUCAUAAUAAGUUUGAGGAGAAAAGUUCUGUUACAGAGAUAAUUUGUGGACCUGUUAGAUGA